Drosophila takahashii is the source of this 1363-nucleotide messenger RNA. RefSeq names its product lipase 3. The record is from RefSeq and is a predicted model, not a curated record. Gene Ontology annotation, biological process: lipid metabolic process. Lineage: Eukaryota; Metazoa; Arthropoda; Insecta; Diptera; Drosophilidae. Gene Ontology annotation, molecular function: hydrolase activity, acting on ester bonds.
GCAAAAAUAAACAGCCAUAAAUUAGCCAGCCAAAUCUAGGAAUCCUUAUCAAGUUCCUGGGGGGCAUAUAAAAGGCACGGGCGGCCAAGUCAGUGGUCAAAGCACCUGCACCUGUGGAAUAAAAAAUGCUGCUGGUUCAAUUAAUUGCGGUUCUUUUAAGUCUGGGCCUGGCCGUUGCCCUGCCUGCGGAUGCGGGGCGAGCCAGCUCGGUGACCACGGUCACCAUCGCCAGAGGACACGGCUAUGAGAUCGAGGAGCACGAGGUUCAGACCUCCGAUGGCUAUCUCCUGACCAUGCACCGCAUACCGUACUCCAAAAACACUGGUUACGAUGGCCCACGUCCGGUCGUCUUUCUCAUGCACGGACUGCUGUGCUCCUCAUCGGAUUGGGUCCUGGCUGGACCCCACAGUGGGUUGGCUUAUUUGUUGUCCGAAGAGGGCUAUGAUGUGUGGAUGGGUAAUGCCAGAGGAAAUACCUACUCCAAGAAGCACGCCACCAAAUCGCCGCUGCUGCAACCGUUCUGGAACUUCGAGUGGCACGACAUCGGGAUCUACGAUCUGCCCGCCAUGAUAGACUACGUCCUUUACCGCACGGGACAGCCUACAGUGACUUAUGUCGGUCACUCUCAGGGGACCACCUCGUUCUUCGUUCUCAACACGAUGAUUCCGCGCUUCAAGAGCCGCAUUAGUUCGGCCCAUUUGUUGGCUCCUGUGGCCUGGAUGGAGAACAUGGAGAGUCCCUUGGCCACGGUUGGCGGUCCCUUGCUGGGUCAGCCCAAUGCCUUCGUGGAGCUCUUCGGCAGCGCCGAGUUCCUGCCGAACACGCAGCUUAUGAACCUUUUCGGAGCCCUUGUCUGCAAAGAUGAGGCAUUCACUCAAGCCCUGUGCACCAACACCCUGUUCCUCCUGGGCGGCUGGAACUCGCCGUAUAUUAACGAAACCAUGUUGCCCGAAAUUAUGGCCACCACACCGGCUGGCUGUUCGGUCAACCAGAUCUUCCACUACCUGCAGGAGUACAAUUCCGGCUACUUCCGGCAAUUCGACUACGGGUCGACGCGCAACAAGAAGGAGUACAGCAGCAAGACCCCGCCGGACUACGAUGUGGAGGGCAUCGAGGUGCCCACCUAUCUGUAUUACAGCGACAACGACUACUUCGCCAGUCUGAUCGACGUGGAUCGCCUAAGGUACACCAUGAAUCCGAGUGCCCUGAAAAGUGCAUACCGGCUGCCCGAGGAAAAGUGGAACCACAUCGACUUCCUGUGGGGACUCAAUGUCAAGGAAAUUCUUUAUGAUCGCGUCAUUGCCGACAUAAAUAAUGCAUAAUGUGCGCUUCGAAUAAAGCGACAUAACAAUGUGAUAGAAAA